AUGGCUAGUCAGUAUACUUGUAAAAGGAACCAAGAGUUUAAUCAAAAAUUUAAUUGGAAUGGAAAAGAAGAAUAUUUAGAUGCCAUGAAAGGAUAUUAUGCUGAUAGUAAUGGAAAAAGAAAUGAAUUAAAUUUUGAAGAAUUAGUUAAGUCAAGAAAGAGUAUUGAACAAAUUAACCAAGAAUGCCCCUCAACAUCAAAUCCAUCAUAUUGGAAAAAUUCUUGUAUUGAUAGUCUUGAAGGUGUUUUUGAGAUUAUUCCAAAGAAAGUUUAUCAAGUGAGAGGUAAAUCUAUUGAUAUGGCUAAUUUUACUGUUAUUAGAGGACAAACUGGUUGGAUUGUUAUUGAUUGUAUGUCAUCUAUUCCAUCUUGUAAAAGAGCAUUUGAGUUAAUUAAAACUACUGUAGAAGAUAUGCCUGUGUCAUCUAUUAUUAUUACUCAUUCUCAUUUUGACCAUUUUGGUGGUUAUGCAGCAGUUGGAAAUGAAGAAACACCACUAUAUCUUCCAAGUAAUUUCAUGGAUUCGUUUAUUGAUGAAAACGUUCUUGCUGCACCAAUUAUGGGAAGAAGAGCAGAUUAUAUGUGGGGUUUAGGUUAUAGGAAGGCUUUAAUGAUAGAAAAGUUAAAAAUGGAAGGUAAACUUCCACCACAAACAAAUUCUACUACUCCACAACAACCAACAACAUCAUUCCCAAAAUCAAAAAAUACAUGCGUUGUUAAAGAAGAUUGUACUUUUGCUGUUGAUGGAAUUAUUAUGGACUUUAUUUUAACUCCGAACACAGAAGCACCAUCAAAUAUGAUGAUAUAUAUUCCUCAAUAUCAUAUUUUAGAAGCCGCAGAUAAUAUGAUGCAUGCACAACAUAAUUUAGGAACAUUAAGAGGUGCUAAAGUAAGAAGUGGAAAGAUUUGGAGUGAAUAUAUUGAUAAAGUAAUAACAAAAUAUGGUAAAGAUGUCCAAUAUCAUUUAGGAGGCCAUGGAUGGCACAUAGAAGGGAAUGAAAAAAUUAACCAUUUCUGGAAAGUAAAAAGAGAUGUUUACAAAUUUAUUCAUGACCAAACAUUACGUUAUGCAAACCUUGGAUAUACACCAAAUGAAAUGGCUGAACUUAUUCAAUUACCUAAAAACCUUGCUAAUGAACAGUGUUGUAGAGAUUUAUAUGGAGCAUUAAAUCAUAAUAUUAAAUCUCAGUAUCAACUAUAUAUUGGAUGGUACGAUGGUAAUCCUGCUCAUUUAAAUGAAUUACCACCAAAAGAACAAGCCAUCAAAUAUAUUAACGCAUUUGGUGGAGAAGAAAAUACUUUAAAAAUUGGGAAAGAAGCAUUUGAUAAUGGAGAAUAUCGUUGGGCGGCUACUAUAUUAAAUCAUUUAGUAUUUGCUAAUCCGUCAAAUGAAGAAGGAAGAGAAUUACUUGCUAAAACAUAUGACCAAUUAAGUUACACACAAGAAUGUCUUGCUUGGAAAUACAUUUACGCUACUGGUGCAUUUGAAUUGAGAAGAAAACAAAAUAAACAACCAUCACCUUCUGCUAUUCCUCCAGCAACACUUCCAUUAACUGCUAUUAGUGAUUUACUUUGUGUUUCUGUUAAUCCUCAGCUGAUUGAAGGUGUUGAUGAUUCUAUUCAACUUAGAGCUGUUGAUACUAAUGAAUGUGUUACAUUAAUUAUUAGCAAUGGUGUCUUACAUACUCGAACAUUACCUUCUGAUUAUACUGCUUCAGUUACUGGUCCUAAAGCAUUAAUUUUAGCUUCUUUUGCUAAGGCUAUGCCAUUAAAUACUUUAAUUUCAUCAGGCAAAUUAAAAAUAGAAAAUAUUAAAGUUCUUGAAAAAGUUAUUAGUGCAGUAGACUUAUCAAAGAAAUACUACACCCUCAUAGAACCAAAUAACUGA
Molecule: messenger RNA, 1887 nt
Organism: Entamoeba dispar SAW760
Lineage: Eukaryota; Evosea; Mastigamoebida; Endamoebidae
Product: alkyl/aryl-sulfatase BDS1, putative
Exons: 1
Coding region: 1-1887 (628 amino acids)
Biological process (GO): dodecyl sulfate metabolic process
Molecular function (GO): linear primary-alkylsulfatase activity; protein dimerization activity
Source: RefSeq, a predicted model, not a curated record